Molecule: messenger RNA, 1510 nt
Organism: Daktulosphaira vitifoliae (grape phylloxera)
Lineage: Eukaryota; Metazoa; Arthropoda; Insecta; Hemiptera; Phylloxeridae
Gene: Mat1
Product: CDK-activating kinase assembly factor MAT1
Exons: 3
Coding region: 336-1274 (312 amino acids)
Biological process (GO): positive regulation of cyclin-dependent protein serine/threonine kinase activity; regulation of transcription by RNA polymerase II; nucleotide-excision repair
Cellular component (GO): transcription factor TFIIH holo complex
Molecular function (GO): cyclin-dependent protein serine/threonine kinase activator activity
Source: RefSeq, a predicted model, not a curated record
ACGUUGUAUUGUCACUGCAUAGAACGGCAUAUCACUCAUUCGUUUAUUUUUCAAUUUACCUCGUGGUUUUUGCAUUACUUACACGUCUUAUUAAUUUUAAAAAAUACAGCAUGGUUACCCUAGUUCAAUAAUUUUACCAAAUUAAAACAAUAUAAGAUUAGUUUUUAUAAUGAUUGUUAUUUAUUAAAGCUUAAUAUUAAAUAUGAUAUAAAAUAAUAAAUAAAUAUAAUAUAAUUUGAUCAAAUUAAAACAUUAUAAGAAUAAUUGUCAUAAUGAUUGUUUAUUAAAGCGGUUUUGCAUGAUACUUAGCAAUUAAUUAAUACAAAUAAUUUGUAAUGGAAGAAUUGGCGUGUGUUCGAUGUAUGAGCUCCAAGUUCAGAAAUCCGAAUUUGGUGUUUAAUUUUAACAUAUGUGGACAUUCAAUGUGUGCAAAUUGUAUAGAAGUUGCAUUUAUCAAAGGUUCUGGUCCGUGCCCAAAAUGUCUGACUCCAUUAAGACGUAAUGCUUUUAAACUCCAACAAUUUGAAGAUGCUACAGUAGAUGUAGAAGUUGAAAUACGUAAGAGAAUAUUACGAGAUUUUAAUAAAACAGAAGAAGAUUUUGAAACCUUAGACAAGUAUAAUGAUUAUCUAGAAAUGGUAGAAGACAUUAUUUUUAAUUUAGUUAAAAAUACUAAUGUAAAUGAUACUAGAGAACGCAUAGAGCAAUAUAAAAAAGAGAAUAAAGACAUUAUUAUUAGGAAUAGAAUGAAAUUAAAACGUGAAGAGCAAGCUCUUGAUGAAUUAAUUGAAGAAGAAAAAUUACACACUCAAUAUAAAAGAGAUGAAUUAUUGAGAGAUGAAACUGAACAAAGAAAUAAAAAGCUAAGGGUAGAUGCUGAGUUGAUUGAUAACUUAGCUCAUUCAAAUUCUAAUGUUAAAGAUAUUAUUAGUUCUUAUGUGAAUAAAAAAGAAGAAAUUCCUAUAGUAUCUAAACCUUUAUCUGUACCAAAAUCUAUUAACUUCACAAAUUUCUCUACUGGUAUUAAAUUUAAUCAAUCUUCUAUACCUAUUCAAAUUAAAGAAGGUCCAUUAUAUAAGUAUGAACCAUAUUCUAUUCAGCUUUAUGGACCUCCUUGUCCAGAAAUCACCCAAUUGGAUUCAUUAGGGUAUUUAAAAUAUAUUAGGAAUGGAACUGUAUCAGAACAAGCUGGAGGUUUUCUAAUUAAGACUUCAUGCUUGCAUUACAUACAAGAAUGUGUAUCAUCGCUCUUUGAACGUAAAAGUGGCAAUUAAUAACAACUCAAACCAAUUUAAAUACCCACGUUAUGUGUUCAUUACCAAAGAUGUAUAUUUUAUUUAAUACUUAAUUAUUAUAAGUUAUUGGAGUAUUAUAAAAGUUUUUGUAUGACUAUCUUAAUUAAAAUAAUAUUGUAUAUUUUUUACAUAUAUUCAGUAUGUAUUAUUUUUUUUUUUUUUACAAAGUGUUUUCCUUAUUUAUUAGUAAUAUAUAUUUUUUAUUUAUUUUAGUA